AUGAUUGAAGACAUUGGACAGCGAGGGCAUGAAGUAGAAACUCUAUGGGUCCCGAACCCGCGGGGCCCUGCAGACCAGGAGGACGCAGAGUCCUCCCAGCAGGAGGUGAUGGAGAGGGCCAGAGAGGACCUAGAAGAGUUUGAGUGCCUGGAACUGAUCAAGUGUCAGAUGCAGUUGGGGGUCUCUGAGGAAGAGGAGGGGGAGGCGGAGGAGGAGGAAGAAGAAGGGGAGGAUGCGGGCCUGGUGGAGGAGGCCCAGGCAGUGGCUGCUGGCUGGAUGCUCCAUUUCCUCUGCCUCUCUCUUUGCCGCGCCUUCUGCAACCGCCCCUCGGAGGACUUCCACCAGACCCGCGACAGCGCCGAAGCCAUAAUUCAUGGAUCAUCCAGUAUUACAACUUAUCAAUUAAAAACUACAUACAUAGGUCAGUUUUUGACAAGAAUUGCAGCAGGAAAAUCCCUUGAUGCACAGUUUGAAAAUGAUGAGCCAAUUACACCCUUGCAAUCAGCCCUGAUGAUUUGGGCUUCAAUUGAAAAAGAACAUGACAAACUUCAUGAAGAAAUAGAGAAUUUAAUUAAAAUUGAGGCUAUAGCUGUUUGUAUAGAAAAUGGCAGUUUUAAGGAAGAAGAAGUCUUUGAAAGAAUAUUUGGUGACGCAAAUUCUCACACGCCUUUAGAAAGGAAAUUGCUUAGGAUAAUCUCUCAGAAAGAUACAUUCCAUUCUUUUUUUCAACAAUGCAGCUACAACCACAUGAUGAAGAAAAUUAAGAGUCAUGUGAAUCGUGUGCUUAACGAAAAAUCAUCAACUUUUCUAAUGAAGGCAGCAGCAAAAGUAGUGGAAAGUGAAAAAUCGAGAAAAAUAACUUCUCAAGAUGAACUUAAUGGUAAUGAUAUUGAAAUGGAAACUGAAGUCAAUUUGGAUAAAGUAAAAAGGUCUCACAAGAGUCUCUUCAUAUCCAAAUUGAAACAUGGAAGCUGGCAGCAAGACUUUAAUGAGAAAGAGGAGCGAGUAGGAACUCUUCAAAGUGGAAGAAAAAAAAAAGAAAACAGAAGAGUCACUGAAAGCAAGAGAGUAUAUGUUUCAAAAAAUCAACCCAUAACUCCUAAAAAACAGCGACCUAGGAAAAGACAGGCAUGGCUUUGGGAAGAAGACAAGAAUUUGAGAUCUGGUGUGAGGAAGUAUGGAGAGGGAAACUGGCCUAAAAGACUAUCACAUUAUAAAUCCAACAACGUAACAAGUGUCAUGUUAAAAGACAGAUGGAGGACUAUGAAGAAACUAAAAUUGAUUUGCUCAGACAGUGAAAACUGA
Molecule: messenger RNA, 1305 nt
Organism: Marmota flaviventris (yellow-bellied marmot)
Lineage: Eukaryota; Metazoa; Chordata; Mammalia; Rodentia; Sciuridae
Source: RefSeq, a predicted model, not a curated record